Messenger RNA from Macroventuria anomochaeta, 1647 nucleotides. RefSeq names its product general substrate transporter. The transcript has 3 exons. The record is from RefSeq and is a predicted model, not a curated record. NCBI's taxonomy places the organism in Eukaryota, Fungi, Ascomycota, Dothideomycetes, Pleosporales, Didymellaceae. Gene Ontology annotation, molecular function: myo-inositol:proton symporter activity. Bases 1 to 1647 code for a protein of 548 amino acids. Gene Ontology annotation, cellular component: membrane. Gene Ontology annotation, biological process: transmembrane transport.
AUGACGGAUACCGCCGCCGAGCCACUUAUCACUUCGAAUGAUGACGACGGCGAAUAUGAACGACAGGUGAGGUACAGUGAAGAGGUGGAUGAUGGGGAUGUAGACGAGAGCGCGCUUGUGUCGCCAGGCGUGUUUAUUUGGACGCUCACGCUGUGCGCGGGUAUUUCUGGGCUGCUGUUUGGAUACGACACAGGCGUCAUCUCCUCAACCCUCAUCAGCAUCAACUCCGACCUCUCCUCCCGCCCCCUCACCACGUUAGACAAGAGCCUGAUCACCUCCGCCACAUCCUUCUUCGCGCUCCUCGCCUCCCCGCUCACAGGCCUGCUCGCCGACGCCGUAGGACGAAAACCUGCCAUCCUCGCCGCCGACCUCCUGUUCGUGCUCGGCGCAGUGUGGCAGGCGUACGCAACGUCUGUGUGGGCCAUGAUCGCGGGCCGCAGCGUGGUUGGGGCCGCGGUCGGGAGCGCGAGCUUCGUCGUGCCGCUGUAUAUCAGCGAACUCUCGCCGUCUCCGUUCAGGGGACGACUGGUUACGGUGAGUAGUCUGUUUAUUACGGGCGGGCAGGUUGUGGCGUAUCUUGUUGGGUGGGCGUUUAGUGAGAGGGGUGGGGGGUGGAGGUGGAUGGUUGGGCUGGGUGCGGUACCGGCGAUUGCGCAGUUUGGCAUGUUGUUCUUUAUGCCUGAGACGCCGCGGUUCUUGAUCCAGAAAGGCAAGGUCGCAGAGGGCAAGAAAGUGCUUACGAGAGUCUAUGGGGAUGGAGCGGGGAUGGAUAAGCUGGUCACCGCCGUCCUACGUCGCGUCGAAAAGGAGAUCCUAGAAGAGGAGGAUGUCGCAGCCCCAUCGACCGUCAAACACGAAGGAAGCUGGAAGGCGAAAAUGACACACAUCAUCUCCAACUUCCACCAACUGGCCUCCGUCGGUCCUAACCGCCGCGCCCUGACGAUAGCAUGCAUGCUGCAAGCUUUCCAGCAACUCUGCGGUUUCAACAGCCUCAUGUACUUCUCCGCAACCAUCUUCCGGCUCGUCGGCUUCCACAGCCCGACACUCACCUCGCUCUCCAUCGCGGUCACGAAUUUCGCGUUCACGCUCGUUGCUUUCUGGUGUAUUGAUCGUAUCGGCCGACGCCGCAUCCUCCUCCUUUCCGUGCCAGUCAUGGUCGCUGGUCUUGCGCUGUGCGCUGUGGCGUUCAGUUUCAUCGAUCUUUCCGGCGAGGAAGGAGCUUCGCACCUUCUGGUCCGAGCCGAAGGUGCAGAGGCGGAAGGGAGCAAGGUCUGGCCCGCGAUCAUUCUCCUAUCGAUGGUCAUAUACGUAUCCUCCUACGCCGUCGGACUCGGGUGUGUGCCCUGGCAGCAGUCUGAACUCUUCCCCCUCUCCGUCCGUGCACUGGGCUCUGCGCUGGCGACGAGCACGAAUUGGUUCAGUAAUACGAUUGUGGGGUUGACGUUUUUGCCGAUGAUGGAGUUUCUGACUCCGACGGGCACGUUUGUGGUGUAUGCGGGGGUUUGCGUGGCCUGUUGGGUUACUGUCUGGCGCAUAUAUCCGGAAACCGCUGGACUGAGUUUGGAGGAUGUCGGGGGGUUGUUGAGAGAGGGGUUUGGGGUGAAGGAGAGCGUGGGACAGUUUAGGGGUAGGAGGAGUGAGCGAUAG